GGAGGGGCACGCGAAACAGGCGUAUAUAGAGGUUUCCAGCCAUGUCGUUCGACCAUAGCACAUCCACGUUUCGUCCAAGUCAGGGUAUUUUUUGUGUAAACGAGCGUUCCUCGUUCGACCAACGACAGAGAAAAUGAGAAUCCUCCAUUCCCUCAUAUUAUUUCUCGGUUGUUUAUUUGCACUCGGCAGCGGUGCCAUUGAAUCGUCGGAACCAAAGUUAAGCAGCAAAUUAACACCGGUGAACAGUCCAUCGUACGAGAAUAACAUCAAAGAUUUAACAGCGUCUGCGAGCGAUCGAAUUCCAUUGGUUCCAGCGUUUCACCUUAGCAAAGAGUAUGGUCAACCUACAGGAUACGGUGGAGGCGGACCAUAUGGAAGUUAUCUUGGUGGUUCGAUUUAUGGUCCUGGCACGGUAUAUCGUGGAACAGGCUUGAGCUCGGGAUAUCUAAAUCCAGGCUAUAGAGGCUAUCCAGUGGGUGGGCCAAGUGGAAUUAUCGGGGGCGGCCAUAUAGGGUAUGGCUAUUACGGGAACAUUGGGUACAAUCCGGGAUAUAGAGGCUAUGGUGGUUACGGGGGUUACGGAGGAUAUGGUGGAAGCACAUUAGGGGGCUAUGCUGGGUAUGGCAGUGGAUAUGCUCCAGGUGGUUACGGUUCUGGUACUUACGAUGAUGGAUACUAUGGGUAUGGUGGACGCGAUAGUUACGGACGUUACGGUGGAUUAGAUGGUUAUGGACGUUACGGUGGAUUAGAUGGGUAUGGUUAUGGGUAUGGAACUGGAUAUAGUGGAGGAUCGAAUUAUGGAUCCUCGUAUAACGUAAGGAGCAACUACGAUCCGUAUCGCAACACCAAUUAUGGAAGCUACGUUGGUAAUCCAUCGGGAUACAGAGGUUAUUCUUAAGUAGAACGAGGAGUAUCGUAAUUUACAAUAGAUUUUGCCUUUUUAAGAAAGGAUGCAGCGCAAUCAUUACAGCAGUAUUUGCCAAUACUGGGUUUAACUGUGCAUGUGGAGUGCAAAGUUUCAUUAAUAUUAAUAUUAGUUAUUAAUCUGUAUUAACAUCGGUAGAUUGUCAUUUUGUAUUAUUAUGAUUGAUAUUUCGUGAAUGAUGUACAUGAUAAUAAUAAAUACAGACCGGUUAUUAAA
This is a messenger RNA of Bombus terrestris (buff-tailed bumblebee), 1141 nucleotides long. Its product is annotated as keratin-associated protein 19-2. NCBI's taxonomy places the organism in Eukaryota, Metazoa, Arthropoda, Insecta, Hymenoptera, Apidae. The record is from RefSeq and is a predicted model, not a curated record. The transcript has 4 exons. Bases 134 to 898 code for a protein of 254 amino acids.